ACGAGGUUGAAGAUGCUUAGGCCGCUCUGGAACACGUUUUGGAGCGAGGCUCUUUGGUUGCCGCCUAACGUCAGGUGGUCGGACGUGGCGCCCGGGCCCGGGAAAGCGGUGGUCUAUACCGACCACCGCCAUCUAUUCCUUGCCGUUCCUUUUUCGUUGCUGCUCUUAGCGCUGCGCAUCGUAUUAAACAAAUAUAUAUACGCUCCGAUCGGCAAGGCGGUGGGCAUUAAACAUGACAGAAAUAUAAAGCUUUUUUCAAACCACAAACUGGAGGCUGCAUACAGGGCCAAUCCUGCUUCGAUACAGAUAUGUGCCUUGGCCAAGCAGCUGGACAUGUCCGAGCGGCAGGUGCAGCGCUGGUGGCGCCGGCGCCGGCUGCAGGACAAGCCGCCCGCGCUUGUCAAGUUCUGCGAGAGCUGCUGGCGGGCUACCUUCCUCUUUUACAACCUCGUGUUUGGCUGGCUGGUUUUGUGGGACAAGGAGUGGUUGUGGGACGUUGAUUACUGCUACAUCGGCUAUCCUCAUCAGGGUAUCACCAACGGCGUCUGGUGGUUGUACAUGGUCGCGCUCGGAUUCUACUUGUCGCAGACCCUGUCGUUAUACACAGACGUUCGCCGCAAGGACUUCUGGCAGCAAGUCGUGCACCACGCCGCCACGCUUGCGAUUAUGUGUUUGAGCUGGGUGUGCAACUUCCACAGGAUCGGCUCGCUGGUCAUGCUUUCACUUGACUGCUCGGAAACAUUGCUAGAGGCCACAAAAGCGACAAAGUACGCGGGCUACCACAGAGCGAGCGACUAUAUGUUCGCCGCCUUCACCGCGCUGUGGAUUGCGACCAGGAUAGGGAUAUUUCCCUAUUACAUUGUUCGCAGCGUAACGUAUCAAGUAUUUGCCUACCUACCCCCGUUCCCUGUGCUCCAAGUUCAGAUCUUCCUGCUCUGGGUGCUGCUGGCCCUGAAUGUUUACUGGACGUGGCUGAUACUGCGACUAGCGUACAGAGCCCUCAAGCAUGGCCAGGUGGAGGGUGACAUCCGCAGCUCGAGUUCGGAGUUCAGCGACAGUUCGACCACCGCCCACGCACCCAACCGGGACAGACAAAUAGGCAUCUAGUCCGUCUAAAGGCGUCUACAGACGUUGUAACAAAUCGCAUGCAUGUU
Cydia pomonella (codling moth) is the source of this 1154-nucleotide messenger RNA. RefSeq names its product ceramide synthase 5-like. The record is from RefSeq and is a predicted model, not a curated record. Lineage: Eukaryota; Metazoa; Arthropoda; Insecta; Lepidoptera; Tortricidae. Gene Ontology annotation, molecular function: DNA binding; sphingosine N-acyltransferase activity. The transcript is spliced from 7 exons. Gene Ontology annotation, biological process: ceramide biosynthetic process. Gene Ontology annotation, cellular component: membrane. The coding region runs from base 13 to 1107 and encodes 364 amino acids.